This is a messenger RNA of Cryptomeria japonica (Japanese cedar), 2282 nucleotides long. RefSeq lists its product as uncharacterized. Gene Ontology annotation, cellular component: nucleus. The coding region runs from base 199 to 2250 and encodes 683 amino acids. Lineage: Eukaryota; Viridiplantae; Streptophyta; Pinopsida; Cupressales; Cupressaceae. Gene Ontology annotation, biological process: negative regulation of DNA-templated transcription. Gene Ontology annotation, molecular function: metal ion binding; RNA binding. The transcript is spliced from 7 exons. The record is from RefSeq and is a predicted model, not a curated record.
UGUGCAGAAACAAUGACUCUAUGCGCGGCUGCCAUUGGAAAGCGCCUCUGGCGAAACAAAUGGAAACAAAUUGCAGAAAACUAACUGUAUGUUACGCCAAAACCCAAAUCCAAAAUCUGAAAUUGCAUAAGAAAGUUUAUCCAAACGCAAGCUUGACAUUGAGAAGUGUGGUGGCUCUUGGACCUGUAUGCAAUUGCCAUGGAUGCUUAUGGCCCCACAUUAACCUCCAGGAACACCAACACCAACACCUCUUCCUCCUGGCAUGCUCCACCUAAGUUUCAUUUCAACUCCUUACUCGCGCUCCUCAACAACCCUAAAUCGGAUGCAUUCCUUGAUAAAGAUAAUGAUAAUUGGAAGUGGAAAUGGGAAGCAAUCGACUUCAAAACAUCAGCUGUAAAGUGCCCAAAGGUUCUUAACCUAUUGCUUGGUAGAAGAUUUAGUGCCUGCAAUCCUUCUGCCAUUUGCCCCGCUCGUAACACCUCUGCCUCUGCUGCUUCUUCUUCUCAUGGAUGCUCUUGCAAUAGCAACAAGGAUUCCUUGCCAGUGGAAAUCGAGCAGAAUAAAGAUAGGAGUUCAAGGGAAAAUGCCAUUGAAGAUGAAGAACUUGAAGAGGGCCAAAUAUCUGGGGAAAUGGAAAUACCCCUCGACCAGGAGGAAGAAGGUAUAAACAGUGUCUGUAAACAGGCGGCGACUGCAUCUCAAGUUGAGAGUCAUUGCAUUGUGCCGCGCAAUUCAGCAUUUUCCUUAAACGAAGCACCGGUUCAGAGGAUUUCUGAAACAAAGAAGAGGAAGAAGGCGAAUAAUCAGCGACGAAAGCAGCAAAGGCAAAAGAAAGCAAAGCACUCAGCUCAGUUCCAGGGAAAGAAAAAGGAGAGGGAGGGAGACUUUAUAGCAGAAUUCAAAGCUUUGGAAUUUGCAGAUAAACAAACGGCACAACAGCCUCCCAAUCAAGAGCAAGUGGAUGGAGAAAAAGAUGCAGCUAAAAAGAAUGGUAAGAUUACUCUAUCCUCAUUUCUUGAAGGUGAAAUUGGACUCUGGACAACUCAGACAGUGGAUGAUGUGCUUCGUGAGACAAAGGCAGAGGAAGGUGGCAGUAAGAAGGCUAAGCGAGGUCCUUUGACAGCAGAAAGAAAAUUGAAAAAGAAGAUUGUGAAAAAGAGGAAAAAGGCACUUAAAGAUAAACAGCUUGGAAUAAAAAGGUUGAAGUUGGCACCAGUUACGAAACCAAAGCCAGUGAUCCUGUGCAAAUUCUUCAUGAAAGGACGAUGUGCUCAGGGUAAAGAAUGCCCGUUCUCUCAUGAUGCAGUCCCCAUUACUAAAUCAGAGAUAUGCAAGUAUCAUGUCAAUAAUUGUUGUUUGAAAGGGGAUGAAUGCCCAUUUUCACAUGAUCUUUCAACAUUCCCAUGCAAAUUUUACCAUACAGAGGCUGGUUGUUUGGAUCAGGAUGCAUGCCGGUUCUCUCACAAGCAAAUUACAGUAAAUGAGUUGGAGAAGGUUCUGAAGCAAAAUGAACUAGGAAAACAAGAUUUAUGUGAGUUGGAUAGUCUUCAAAAUACUAUCCAACAGAUUUCUUCAAAUAGCCUGCAGAAGUCUGAAGUUCACAGCACAAUAUCUGUUGGAAAUCAGUCUGUAAAUUUAAAUCCUCUAAAGCCUUCCAAUUCGUCCAUGGAAAACGAUCAGCAGGUGUAUGAAAAAAAAGUAGCCAACUCAGCAAUUUUAAAUUCAGGCAAAGCAACUUCUAAUGAAUGUUUUGGGACUUUAAUUAGAAAGGAGCAGCAUAUGCCAAGGAAAAAUGAAACUAGUUCAUGGGUUUCUGGCAAUUCUUCAUUCCUAGAGUACAACAGAUUUGAUGAUCUCCUGAAAGAUGAUGAUGGAAAUGAUGGUUUCCUUUCUGCCCACAGGGCUGCCUUCAAUGCAUUGGCCCCAGUAGCUGACCAUGAAGCUAGUUUGCUUACACGUGGAUUAGUCAGGGUACCCACAUUUAUUUCAACUGCAUUUGCUGCAGCAGAUAGGGUUUUAGAUGCUAAUUGUACUCCCAGAGAACAUAAAGUGGCACAAGAAAUGUGCUGCAGUGAGUAUUUGAGGGAUGGAAACAAGAAAACUCCUCCUACAGGUCUCCUGAACAAUUCAAAGGGUGCAAUGGAAAUACUGGAAAAUAUAUUACUUGGCAACAAAAAUCCUGACAAACAGAAUGUGUGUAGUCUAUUUUCAAGUUGUAAAACAAAUGGAGAUACAGAUAUAAAUAAAUAAGGCAGGGUUUGUCCCAUUCUAUUUCUUGGAUU